Messenger RNA from Paracoccidioides lutzii Pb01, 282 nucleotides. RefSeq lists its product as hypothetical. The coding region runs from base 1 to 282 and encodes 93 amino acids. The transcript is spliced from 3 exons. The record is from RefSeq and is a predicted model, not a curated record.
AUGGGCAGUUACGAGGAGCCAAUGGAUCAGGAACUACAGACCAGAACAGCAAAUCCAAGAUCACAGCCAAGGCCGUGGAGAGAGACGCCUCUGGUUGAGUCUGAGCCACUGUCGAAGGCAGCAGGAUGCCGCAUCUUCCUAAAGCUUGAGAAUCUGCAACCAGGCGGGUCUUUCAAAUCACGUAACUUGACCGAAACGCACUUCGAGCUCGAACUUCUCUCACUUGGUUAUGGGGGGAAUCUUAUGGGUAAUCAUGACCGAAAAGAUUUUUAUAAGAAGUAA